UAAAACCAAAUGCGUCACACUUCAUUCUUACGGGAACAGUUUACUCUGCUGUGUACUUGGCAUAUAUAAGUGAAAUAACAGGAGAAUAGUGACCACAGAGGAAUAGUGCCAGCUAACGUUUGCUUCAUUUUGAGUGCAGUCAAGAAGUCACUUGAGUUUUCAACCGACAUGGGACACCACGGCUCCAAAUCCUCAGUUGAAGCCCGCGUUAUUUUCCAGCCUUCUUGUCCAGAGGACAUGAGCCUAAAAGCGCAACCAUUCUCCACCCCGUCCUCGACUCCGUCCUCCGUUGUGCGCAUUCAGAGGAAGGUGCCCUCUCCGGCAACCUGUAUUCACCGUUCUGCCCGGACCGCAGAGAAAUCCUCACCCCACUCCUGGCCCCUGAGUCGCCGUGACCCAGAGGGACUGGUGUACGUUAUGGAUAACCCAACUGGCGGCGUGUGGGUGAAACAGAGAGAAAAAUGGACCAGAUCCUGAUGAGAAGAGAAAUCUUCCCUUUGGAAUGCAGAGGAUUUUACCGGAAGAAUCAGUCGAGCUUUGACUGAAUAAUACCUUUCUAUUCAGGUGCCUUUAAUUCGGGUUCCCUAAAGCUGAUGUGCAGCUACACAGCACCGCGUGGAGCUUGGGGCGAGCGUGAAGGCCUGCUUGACUCUGGGGAGCAGGUUGUGCACCGAUCAUUGCGGUUCUUGAAGUAAACCUGUGUGUUUAUCGUUUAUAAUACCAGGUUAUGGAGAAGAUGGUCACUCGAAAGCCAAACACUGGACAUUGAGAGACUUUAAUUUAGAAACUCUGUGCCACACGUGUUGAUACAGCAAUGUGUUGUUUAUCUGUAAUGCAGUGAUCCACUAGAUUUAGCAAUGGAUUACAUGCAACAAUUUGAUUAAAAUAUUCAAUGUUUUAUAUAUCUAAAAAAAAUACUUUAAAACAGUUAGAGAAGUCUGAAUCAAGUCAGUUAAAGUGCUGGAUCCACUUUGAAUCUGACUUGAGCUUUAUUUAUUUUUCCUCUCUAUUUGUUUAUUUAUUGAUAUUCUUUGCUAGAACAUUGAAAAGAAAAAAACGUUGAUACCAUUUUCUAUUCAUUACAGUUUUAUAUUUAAGUCUGAAUGUAUUAACGUGAGAAUUGGUACUGAUUCACACUUAUUAAACUCAGUCCAUGUGUUUUUUUUUUUUAUUUAAUUGUUAUCAUUGUGUAUAUUUCAAAUUUUUUGCAAAAAGAUGUGGACUGCCAGACACCAGUGUUUACAUCCAACAUUUGUCCCCAAUUGUUUGCACUAAAACGAGUCAGCGUUUCUUACUUAAUUUAUAAUGUUUCAACUGCCUAACUUGAUUUAUUACUUCAGCAGGGAAAGGCGUAAACAUCUGCAUUCUUGUAUUGUGAUGGUGACCUACUGUCUACAUGGAAAAUAUGUCAUCAUCAAAUGGAUAUUUGACUGAACCAGUGUUGAGAGUGGAUUUCUUUAGUUUAUUGUUGUCUUAUCUCUCCAUGGUCACAUGUUUUCUGACAUGGGAGUUAUGGCUUACUGCCCAGGGAGCCUGUCCAUCAAAGGGCAGCUCAUGUACUUGGAAAAAAGACUAUAGGGCUGUUUAAUCUGACUGCACACCAAUAGUGGUUAGAAUUGCUGAAGUUGGUGUCCAAUAUACAGGUUCUCAUUUUGGAGCUAAAUUAAAGGACUGUUUUAAUAUUUUUAAAGGAAUUUGGACUAGGUUUUUAAACAACAGCUGUUAAACAUAUGCAAUAUUUAAAUUGAUCAUACUAUAAGUGGAUUAUUCUCCACUACACGAUUUAAAACAUAGUUUGAGAUUUAUGAAACCUUAACCCGAUUUUGUACAAAAUGAACACCCAAAAGGAGCGUGUUCAGUUGUUUAUAUUAGUAUUAGGACCACAUUGGAUAGAGACAAGUUGGAAAACACUCAAACCUGAAAUGAUUGCUGAUUGUUAAAAUUAUUUUCGAUUUGUGAAGUUCAAUAUUAUUCUGUGGAAUCACAAAGGAACAAGAAAAGGGAGUCUUACACAGAGUGCCAUUUAUUCAACACCCGUCACUGCCUGUUAGGUAAAUACCACCUGGAAGGUUCCCAUGAAAAUGUGCUGUUUAUAUUGUAUUGAAUCAUAUCUUCAUCAGUAGGCUGUAUGUGAGAUAAAGGAUUACAUGUGGAAGGAUUGUCAAGAGUGAUGUUUCUUUCUGGUUGGUGGAAACAUUGUAGGACUCUGAAUAAAGGUGAGAUGAAACUUUGCCCCCGUCUCAUCGCGCCUUAUCAGUGUACAGUGAAUCAUAGUCAGCAUGGAUAUAAUGGCUUAUCUAUUAAACUCCGGGCAACACACUGUGCAAACACGUUGCAUCCCUCACACGAAUACAGCGUCUGCGUGAAUCCACGGCGCCAUGGGCCACCUGAUGUCCAGACAACCACAAGUUCAGGUCCUUCUCCUCGGUCUGGACAACGCCGGCAAAUCCACCCUCCUCUACAAACUGAAGCACAACGUGAGCGUGUCCACCGUCCCGACCAUCGGCUUCAACGUGGAGACGCUGGACGCCAGGAAGAACAGGAAGAACAUCGCCGUGACCAUGUGGGACGUCGGCGGUCAGGGGAAGAUGCGCGAUCACUGGAAGGAGUAUUACCAAAGCGCGGCGGCCGUCGUGUUCGUGGUGGACGCGUCCGACGUGGCGCGCUUAGAGGAGGCGCGCAGCGAGCUGGAGAAGGCGCUGCGGAGCGAGCACCUGCGGGGCUGUCCGCUCAUUCUGCUGGCCAACAAGCAGGACGUGAGCGGCGCGCUGACCGUCACGGAGAUGAAGGACAAGUUCGACAUGAGGAAGGUGUGCGCGGGUCGGGACUGGUUCGUUCAGCCCUGCUCCGGCUCGACGGGGUUUGGAGUGGCGGAGGCUUUUAGUCGAGUGGUCCAGAUGGUCAAACUCCCCUCUGAGCCUGGAGCUGUCAAGGAAAAUAUCAAAGACACGGUGCACUACCUGCGAUCUAAUAGCAAACAAUAGGUUUCGUGAUCUGCCAGCUGUCGUUUUUAACUUAUUUGCGCCAACAGCAAACUCAGCUGUCAAAUAGCCUGCAAAUCAUUGUUCAGAGCAUUUCAUUGGGUAUACACUGGAAAAAAAAAGAGUUAAAUACAUUAUUUAAAUAAGCAUAUUACAUGUUGUACAGUUGUCCAAUCUAAUUACAUAAACCACUUUGGAUUGGGUACAAAUGUUAUCCUGAACUUUUUGAUUGUAUUCAACAGAAUAAUGUGAACCAACGUCAUUGUCAGCUCCACAGAAGCGGAAACCAUUGGUUCUCUGUUGCCUAAAACAAUUAUGAGAAUAAAUAAUCAUUGUUUCAUAAACAGUUUUUUAAGCCAGUUGUUCCUAAAGUAUGAACUUGAGUACAAAGUUAGCGUUUGGGUUUACGACACCUGAUUCCUAGAAGAACCUUCAACCUGCACUGCAUCUGCAAAAACAUUUCGUCCCUGAAUUAAGUUAAAAGCUCUAGAGUCCAAGCUAAAGUGCAUCCAGGUAAACCUGCAUGAAAUGUACUACUUUUUUGUAAGAUCUUAUUGAACAAUAUACUACUGCUAUCUUUAACAGGUGUGUAAACGAGAUCUCAAUGGGAUAAAACGUGGAUAAAAUAAUGUUAUUCUUAUUUGUAUGUCCAUCAGAGAACAGUCAUGCUGAUAUUUUUGUUUGUAAUAAAAUAAAUGAGAUGUUUUUAG
Messenger RNA from Fundulus heteroclitus (mummichog), 3691 nucleotides. RefSeq names its product ADP-ribosylation factor-like 14 (gene arl14). NCBI's taxonomy places the organism in Eukaryota, Metazoa, Chordata, Actinopteri, Cyprinodontiformes, Fundulidae. The coding region runs from base 2379 to 2984 and encodes 201 amino acids. Gene Ontology annotation, cellular component: cytoplasm. Gene Ontology annotation, biological process: vesicle-mediated transport; intracellular protein transport. The transcript has a single exon. The record is from RefSeq and is a predicted model, not a curated record. Gene Ontology annotation, molecular function: GTPase activity; GTP binding.